Lagopus muta (rock ptarmigan) is the source of this 2944-nucleotide messenger RNA. RefSeq names its product atrial natriuretic peptide receptor 1-like. Gene Ontology annotation, molecular function: protein kinase activity; peptide receptor activity; ATP binding. Bases 1 to 2859 code for a protein of 952 amino acids. The transcript has 24 exons. Gene Ontology annotation, biological process: protein phosphorylation; receptor guanylyl cyclase signaling pathway; cGMP biosynthetic process. Lineage: Eukaryota; Metazoa; Chordata; Aves; Galliformes; Phasianidae. The record is from RefSeq and is a predicted model, not a curated record.
AUGAAUCUGGUACAGGACCUUGCACUUGGAUCUCUUGAACUUCAUAAGGUUCAUUUGGGCCCAUGUCUCAAGCCUGUCUAUCUGAAUGGCAUCCUAUCCCUCAGGUGUGCUGGCAGCCCCACACAGCUUGGUGCCAUCCACAAACUUGCUGAGGAUGUAGUCAAUCUCACUGUGGAUCUCACCAAGGAGGAGAACUUGUCCAUACUAAGCCUUCAGGGACACCACCCAUCACUGAUCUCCAUCCACAUGUUGACCACCACUUUCUGGAUUCCUGGACCAGCUUGUUGUACAUGGCCACCUUCCAGGACUGCUGAACUCUGUGGCAGACAAGUAGCUAUAAAGGUGAUAUUAGUGGAAGGAUGGCAUGAUUUAGACAACAAAGACUAUGACUGUUGGCCCCUGGAAAAACCAGAUGAAUAUAACAUGAUGGACUGUGGAGGUCUGGAGAUGGCGUGGGUUCAGAAGCCUCCAGAAACUGCAAUAAGUGGGGAAUUCUUCAAUGUGACCUAUGCAGUCUUUGCUUCAGAUGGCUUUUAUCAAUACGCAGUACAAAAUGGAGUCCUUUCUCACAGCAAUGCUAGUGCUGCAAAGGAAUUUUGUGAGGAGCAUGAGUGCCCUGCCAGCUGGAAAGAUGCAAAUGGCGAGAACUGCUGUGUCCACCAUGCCAAUAUUCACUCCUGUCCUUUGGCUUUUAUGGGUAGAGGAGGAAUAUGUGGUCCAUGGAUUCCUGAUGAUGGCCAGAUAUUUACUCACACUUUGUCGACAGCUGGCAAAAUGAGCCAAAGAAACUGGACUGCCAAGGUUGUUUUGGUUCAUGUGGGUGUGACUUCUCUCAUCGCACACAUCAGAGUUGGAAGAAUGCAAGUUGCUCUGGAAGCGAAAACUACAGUCCUUCCUGCAGUAGUUUGUGGAGAUGGCUUUUGCGAGGAAGAGGAAAGCUGCUCUAUUUGUCCAGCAGAUUGUGGAGAAUGCCCUCUGUCUGCUUAUGCUAGGAUAGCAAUUGCCUUACCCGUAUGUUUAGUCUGCAUUGGCUUCAUUGUGACAGUCAUAUGGUUUCAGUAUCAGAAACAAAAGAUGCUUUGGGAUGAAAGCUGGAUUAUAGAGUUCACCUGCAUCAAACAAGAUCACAAACUCUGGACAGCAACAGGAAGCGUGAUAAGUGUUCUCCCAGCACCGAGUGAAUCCAAUGCCAGCUGUAUCACUGUUCUGAGCUCCUGCCCUGCAGCUGCUAACGCGCCCAAGAAACAGCAUUUCACCCAGACUGGGAGAUAUGACGGUAGAACAGUGGCCAUUAAAAAAAUAAUGAAGAAGGCAUUUACCCUAUCCAAAUCCAUACGUAAGGAAGUAAAGCAAGUAAGGGAACUUGACCAUCCCAAUCUCUGCAAAUUCAUUGGUGGUUGUAUAGAAGUACCAAAUGUUGCCAUAGUGACAGAGUACUGCCCCAAAGGCAGCCUUCAUGAUGUUCUGCUCAAUGAAGAUAUCCCUUUGAACUGGGGAUUCAGGUUUUCUUUUGCUACUGAUAUUGCCCAAGGAAUGGCCUAUCUUCACCACCACAAAAUGUAUCAUGGACGGUUGAAGUCUAAUAAUUGUGUAAUAGAUGACCGAUGGGUUUGUAAAAUUGCAGAUUACGGCUUGCAGUUGUACAGAAAAGAAGAUUCUUCUGAGGGAUACCAGCAGAACUUGAUACCGAUUUACAUAGCUCCUGAAAUCCAUUCCCUUUUGGAUUUUGAACCCAAUUCCAUGACAGAUGUAUACAGUUAUGCCAUCAUUUUACUAGAAAUUGCCACAAGAAGUGACCCCAUGCCAGAUGGUGUGCCUUCAGCAGAAUGUUCUUGGUGUCUACCUUUAGCAGAAUUAAUUUCAGGAAAGGCAGAGGAUUCCUGCCCAUGUCCCACAGAUUACAUAGAGCUAAUCAGAAAAUGCAGAAAAAAUAAUCCAGUCCAGAGGCCUACAUUUGAACAAAUCAAGAAGAUGUUAAACAAGAUGAAUCCUAAUAAAGUUAACCCUGUUGACAUGAUGAUGACUCUGAUGGAGAAAUACAGCAAACACCUGGAGAUACUGGUUUCUGAGAGAACCCAAGACUUAAUGCAUGAAAAACAGAAGACCGAUCGUCUGUUGUACAGUAUGUUGCCAAAGCAAGUAGCAGAUGAUCUCAGGCAAGGAAAACGUGCACAAGCUCAAAGUUACUUAAGUGCCACCAUCUUUUUCAGUGACAUUGUUGGCUUCACUCAGCUAUCCAGCAGCAGCACACCUUACCAAGUGGUAGAUCUCUUGAACAAGCUUUAUACCACUUUUGAUGAAAUCAUAGAUAACUAUGAUGUCUAUAAGGUGGAGACAAUAGGAGAUGCCUAUAUGGUAGUGUCCGGAGUACCCAAAGAGAAUGGGAUCCUUCACGCUGGUGAGAUUGCAAGCAUGGCUUUAGACCUUGUGAAUGUCUGCAAGACUUUUAAGAUCCCACACAAGCCCAACACCCUUCUGGAGAUAAGAGCGGGAAUACAUUCAGGGGCAGUUGUAGCUGGAGUUGUUGGAACCAAGAUGCCACGGUAUUGUUUAUUUGGAGAUACUGUGAACACAGCUUCCAGGAUGGAAUCUACCAGUGAAGCUCUUAAAAUACAGUGCAGUCCAAGUACAUACCAGCUGUUGGAGCAGAUUGGAGACUAUGUGUUAAUAUGUCGUGGGAAUUUACAAGUCAAGGGAAAAGGAGACAUGAUAACUUAUUGGCUGGAAGGUAAGAAAGCGUCUGCCACUCACAAGACAGUCCCCAACCCAUCUGUGACUCUUCAAGAUCCCAACAGAACUUCAUUUAGUUUGAUACCAGGUGUCCUUCAGAGUGAUGCUGUCUCAAGUCCUGCUUACUAGCCACUCACUGACUCCAAUAUCCAGUCUGUUCUCAGUCUGUUAGUUGAUUCUUCUGAUUCAGAAAGUAAGUAAAUAGAAUGUCUUU